CCUCAACCACUCAAUCAUCCACUUCUUCUCUUCUUUGAACUCAAAGUCCCAGUUAAUAUUAGAAUCAUGGGUGUUGUCACUUAUGACUAUGAGUCUACCUCCCCAGUCGCCCCUUCCAGGCUUUUCAAGGCCUUUACUGUUGAAGCUCCGAAAGUUUGGCCCACGGCUGCACCUAAUGCAGUCAAGAGUAUUGAGGUUGAAGCUAAUCCUAGCUCUGGAAGUAGUAAAAUCAACUUUGUUGAAGGCCUUCCAUUCCAAUAUAUGAAGCACCAGAUAGGAGGACAUGAUGAAAGUAAUUUUUCAUACAGUUACGAUUUAAUCGAAGGUGGGCCUUUGGGGGACAAACUUGAAAAAAUCAGCUAUGAGAACAAGUUUGAGGCAGCUGCAGGUGGAGGAAGUAUUUGCAAGAGCUCAAUGAAAUUCUACACUGUUGGCGACAAUGUAAUCACUGAAGAUGAAAUCAAGGCUCUCAUUAAGGGAAGUGAGGGAGUUUACAAGCCUGUUGAAGCUUAUCUAUUGGCUAAUCCUGAAUCCUGCAACUAGGAUAUUGGUUGCUUUGAAUUCUGAUUCUUGGUUUUAAAGAGUGGUCAUUGCUUUUAAUGGUGUGUUUUUUAUAUUUUCUUUUUCCUUUUAAAACCUAAAUUGUCUUCUAAUUAUUUACAUAAGAGUGGUGGUGAUCGAGCUUUUGUCAUCUUUAUUUUCAUUACAGUCAAAGAAUUUGGGUUGUCUUUGACAUAUAUAGAAAUAAAAUAAACAAAUAAACUCAAAAAAAGAAAAAAAAAGGUUUUACCUGGUA
Messenger RNA from Gossypium raimondii (Peruvian cotton), 796 nucleotides. RefSeq names its product major strawberry allergen Fra a 1-3. The record is from RefSeq and is a predicted model, not a curated record. Gene Ontology annotation, cellular component: nucleus; cytoplasm. Gene Ontology annotation, biological process: defense response; abscisic acid-activated signaling pathway. NCBI's taxonomy places the organism in Eukaryota, Viridiplantae, Streptophyta, Magnoliopsida, Malvales, Malvaceae. Gene Ontology annotation, molecular function: signaling receptor activity; abscisic acid binding; protein phosphatase inhibitor activity.